Messenger RNA from Mytilinidion resinicola, 996 nucleotides. RefSeq lists its product as uncharacterized. Bases 1 to 996 code for a protein of 331 amino acids. Lineage: Eukaryota; Fungi; Ascomycota; Dothideomycetes; Mytilinidiales; Mytilinidiaceae. The record is from RefSeq and is a predicted model, not a curated record. The transcript has a single exon.
AUGUCCGGCGCCAGUGUCCGCGUCGAAGGCUUCCUCGAAUGCCUCGGCCUCAAGAGCCAAGACGACCUAAACCGCUUCUUCCUCGAGCGAGACGCCUUCCUCACGCCCUGGGCCGAAUACCGCGACGAGUGUCUUCUUACCCUCCAAUGCAUGGAAGACUCCGGCAACCCUCACCUUACCCCAUGGGUCGCAUUCAGAACCAUGAUGUGUCUCCGCAAAGGCUCCGCCGACAAGAUCAAAGAUGACGCCGACGAGCGGGUCAAAUGCCGCCUGUACACCGUCCGCUUCCUCUUCGAUCUCAUCCAGAACCUGACUAAGCCUGGUGAAUACUUCUACGGCAAGAGGGGGGAGGAUCUCGUCGAGAAGCUCUUCAAAAUGACGAAGCUACUGUGCACCCAUUACCGCGCCAAGGUGUUCCCAGUCAUUCAUGUCAUCGAGCGAAACAGGCCGUCGACCGUCGAGGAUUACGAGUACUACCUCCUCGAGCGCGAUAACAGGGUGCGGAUGAGAGGCCACACGCCUAGCCGUUUCGACGAGGUCGUGGGGUCCGGGAACGUCAAGGCUGCUGUGAAAGCCCGCCAGCCGUCUCAGUCCGCGGCUCCGAUUCGCAACGUCGAGCAGGAGGAUACGCCAGCGACGCCCAAAACCCGACCUGCGCCCAAACCUCAACCACCCGCAAGCGUCGCUGCACCCGUCUACGGUUUUAGGAGGGCCUCCAACAGCCUCCAGCGAGCGGCCGAGAACAGGACCGCGAUCAGCUUCUCUAUCGAUGGCGAGGAGUUUGACAGUCCAAAGGCGCACGAGGCUAAGGAGCAGGAGUUGGUGUACCCCAAAUUUAGCGAGGAGGGAGCAGCGGUGAAGAGGGUGGAUGAGGAGGCCAAGAAGCCUUCAGAUGAGGAGAGCGAUGAGGAGAGUCUGUUCGUCCGAGACCGCACGACUCGCGAGUCGUCGGAUGAGGAAGAGGCCUAUGAGACUGCAGAUGAGUUUGGUCUUUGA